This is a messenger RNA of Schistosoma intercalatum, 1322 nucleotides long. The record is from the annotation of a GenBank genome assembly. NCBI's taxonomy places the organism in Eukaryota, Metazoa, Platyhelminthes, Trematoda, Strigeidida, Schistosomatidae.
UAAUGUCUCAUUUAAAUGUAUUUCAUUCAUUCAUUAUCACUAUUAUUAUUAUGAUGAUGAUGAUUACUUUCAUAAAUCAUGUUUCAAUGAAAUCAAUUUUAAAAAUGAAACCAAAAAAUGAAUUUAUUAAAACAAAAAAAGAUUUAUUCAAAAUUAUAUCAAAAUGGCCAAUAACAAUUAGAAAUCAAUUAAAAUUACAUAUUCAAAAUUUAAAUUUUCAUGAUAUAAAAAAUGUAUUUAAUUUAUGCGCUAAAACUAAUGAAUCAAUACCAAUAUUUAUUGAAAAUAGUAAAUUUAUAUUUUGUCAAUCAAAUUUUUGUAAGAAACAAACAAAUUUAUGGAUUUUAAUCAUUGUACAUACACAUCCAAAUCAUCGUCAAAAACGUGAUUUAAUUCGUGGAACAUGGGGAUCAUUAAGUCGUGUUAAUAAUCGUAAAAUUGGUGUAUUAUUUUUUAUGGGUUUAUCAAAUGAUUUUAAUGAACAAAAAUUAAUUGAAGAAGAAGAACAAAUUCAUGGUGACAUUGUUCAACGUGCAUUUCUGGAAGAUUACUAUAAUAUGACGAGGAAACAUAUAACGAUUAUGGAAUGGAUUAGUAAAGGUUACUGCAACAAUGUGCCAUUUCUAGUCAAAGUUGAUGAUGACACUUUUGUCGAUAUAUUUCAUUUGACACGCUACUUAGAAUUAAAAUAUAACAACCUAAAAGGUUUAUUCUACUGCACUGCUACAAGUAAUGUUAAAGUUGUACGACCAAACAGUAUAAAACAUUCCAAGUGGCAAAUAAGUGAAAAAGAAUAUCCUGAAAAAAUAUUUCCAACAUAUUGUGAAGGCUUUGGAUAUAUUAUGGAUAUGAAACUGGCUCCCUACUUAUACUGGUGUUCAAUGUUCCAACCACCUAUAUGGAUAGAUGACGUUUAUGUAACAGGAAUUUUAGCACAAAAUCUAGGUAUACCAAGAUUGAGAUUUGAAGAUGGACAUAGUUAUUUUAACUUGAAACCUGCAAAAGAUGAAGGUUUACUUGCAGACUCUAUAUUUUUAGUAUCAUUCUACAAUGAAUUCUAUCCACUUACAGUACAAGAUAUAUGGCGUGAAGUUGUUGCACAUAGUAUGGAAAUUGAUUAAAUUAUAUUACAUUCCUUUUCCCCCUCCAUUGAAUAAUCAAUAAUUUAAAGACAGUUACGUAAUAAUUUAUAUACUUGUUCAAAUCUAUUUAAUCUGAAAUUAGAUAAAACGUUCAGUUAUCAAUAUUUUUAUACUGUUAAAUGAAAUAUUUGUUUUAAAUUACGUUGACUUAUAUAUAAAAAUUUAUAUUGUGACAAUCAA